Solanum verrucosum is the source of this 804-nucleotide messenger RNA. Its product is annotated as zinc finger protein ZAT1-like. The transcript has a single exon. The coding region runs from base 1 to 804 and encodes 267 amino acids. Gene Ontology annotation, biological process: regulation of DNA-templated transcription. Lineage: Eukaryota; Viridiplantae; Streptophyta; Magnoliopsida; Solanales; Solanaceae. The record is from RefSeq and is a predicted model, not a curated record.
AUGGAGAACCAUAAAUGCAAGCUAUGUUCAAAGAAAUUCUUAAAUGGAAAAGCUUUAGGUGGUCAUAUGAGGUCUCAUUUAAUACCUCUACCACUCCCACCUAAGACUCCGCCGUUAAAUCAAGAUUCCGGCGGCCGGAGUGAGUCAACUUUAUCACUCUGUUCAUCGGAUUUUAAUUAUGGGUUGAGGGAAAACCCGAAGAAAAGCUUCAGAAUGAUAGAUCUAAGAGACAGAGAAAGUGAGACUGAGUCGGAAAAAAACGCAGAAAAUCGGAGAAGAUCUAAGAGGAAUCGAAGAAUGGUUGAAAAUGAUGAAAGAAUCGAAGAAGUGAAGGUGAAAAUUGCUGAUUUCAGAUCGUUGAAUUUGUAUUCAGAUGAUGCAGACAUUGCUAUGUGUUUAAUGAUGCUUUCAAGAGAUUCAAAAUCGAAGCCAAAACAACACCAAUGUGGGAUUUGUUACAAAGUGUUCAAAACUUCUCAAGCUUUAGGUAGUCAUAAAACUAUUCACAAAAACAGAAACAACUAUGAUAAUGAUGAAGAGAAAGCGCGAAAAAUAUCUUCGAAGAGAAAACUAAAACUAGUUAGUCAGGUGGAUGAGAAAUUGCAUGAAUGUCCAUUUUGUGGGAAGUUUUUUCAGUCAGGUCAAGCAUUAGGUGGACAUAAAAGAUCACAUCUUGUUGUUAUGAGUUCAUCAACAAUAACAGGUUCUUGUUCAUCAACAAAUUCAGCUAAUUUACCAAAUAGGCUCAUAGAUCUUAACAUGCCAGCACCACUUGAAGUCAAUGAAUUUUGCCAACCAGAUUAA